Penaeus indicus is the source of this 539-nucleotide messenger RNA. RefSeq names its product pro-resilin-like. The record is from RefSeq and is a predicted model, not a curated record. The coding region runs from base 27 to 479 and encodes 150 amino acids. NCBI's taxonomy places the organism in Eukaryota, Metazoa, Arthropoda, Malacostraca, Decapoda, Penaeidae. Gene Ontology annotation, cellular component: extracellular matrix. The transcript has a single exon.
GUCUUUAACAGAAUGGCAUUCAAGGCAUGUAUAUCGGUCAUUGCAAAAGUUUUCUAUUUCCCAACCAUAAAAGAUUGAUCAUACAUAUUUCUAACAAUUCAAAUGUACUGCAGGUAUUAGCACUGGCCACUCUUGUGGUAGCCAUCGUCGCCCUUCCUGAUAGCCCGCCUAGAUAUGGCUACUCUGCUCCGACACCCUCUUAUGCACCUGCAAAGUACGACUUCAACUACGCCGUCAACGACCAGCCAUCAGGCAACGACUUCGGACAUGAGGAAGCCCGUGAUGGAGACAACACACAGGGAUCCUACUACGUCCUUCUUCCCGACGGUCGUCUGCAGAGGGUCACCUACAAUGUGAACGGAGAUUCCGGUUACGUGGCUGAUGUCACCUACGAGGGAGAAGCUCGGUACCCCAGCCCAAAGGCCUCCUAUGGUCCUCCUCAGCCUUCGUACAAACCACCUACACCUUCCUAUGCUUAAGGAACGGUACCAAGAAUAUUUAUUGAACUCAUGUCUUUGUAAAGACUAGAUAUUAAACCA